Messenger RNA from Zootoca vivipara (common lizard), 8627 nucleotides. It is a transcript of the gene GALNT10, whose product is annotated as polypeptide N-acetylgalactosaminyltransferase 10. Gene Ontology annotation, cellular component: Golgi apparatus. Lineage: Eukaryota; Metazoa; Chordata; Lepidosauria; Squamata; Lacertidae. Gene Ontology annotation, molecular function: polypeptide N-acetylgalactosaminyltransferase activity. Gene Ontology annotation, biological process: protein O-linked glycosylation. The record is from RefSeq and is a predicted model, not a curated record.
GGUGGGGGGCUUCCUGGCGGCUUCUCGGAUGCGGCGGAAGCAGAAGCGGCUGCUUCAGGCGGUGGGGCUGGCGCUGGCCGCCCUCGUCUUCCUUCCCAACGUGGGGCUCUGGUCGCUUUACCGGGAGCGGCAGCUGGAUGGCGGCAGCGGCGGAGAUGGCAGAGAAGCGGCAGGCGGCGGAGGCGCGGGGGGAGCCCGCGGGGCGGCGGCAGGAGCGGCAGCUGGGGCGGUACCGGCGGCAGCGGCGGCAGCAGCCCGAGGAGAAGCGCAGGGUUUCCAUACAAGACAGAAGAAAGAAGCUUAUCUUGAAAACAGACAAAGGAAAAAGGACUGGCAUGACAGAGAUGCUAUAAAGAAAGACUUGCAACGUACAGGAAAUGGAGAACAGGGAAAACCAUAUCCUAUGACAGAUACUGAGCAAGUGGACCAGGCAUACAGAGAAAAUGGCUUUAAUAUUUUUGUGAGCGACAAAGUUUCUCUCAAUCGAUCCCUACCAGAUAUACGACACCCAAACUGCAAUAGCAAGCUGUACCUGGAAAACCUCCCCAAUACCAGUGUAAUAAUCCCAUUCCAUAACGAAGGGUGGUCAUCACUUCUCAGAACAGUGCACAGUGUUCUCAAUCGCUCUCCUCCUGAACUCAUAGCUGAAAUUGUACUGGUGGAUGAUUUCAGUGACAGAGAACACUUAAAAAAGCGUUUGGAGGACUAUAUGGCCCAGUUUCCCAAAGUGAGGAUUCUGCGAACUAAGAAGAGAGAAGGGUUGAUAAGAACUCGUAUGCUGGGAGCUUCUGUUGCUAUAGGAGAUGUUAUUACUUUUUUGGACUCUCACUGUGAGGCCAAUGUGAACUGGUUGCCACCCCUUUUAGACCGCAUUGCUCGAAAUCGCAAAACUAUUGUUUGUCCAAUGAUUGAUGUAAUUGACCAUGACCACUUUGGCUAUGAAACACAAGCUGGAGAUGCAAUGCGAGGUGCAUUUGACUGGGAGAUGUAUUACAAGCGGAUACCCAUUCCUCCUGAAUUACAGAAACCUGACCCGAGUGACCCUUUUGAGUCUCCCGUAAUGGCUGGAGGACUGUUUGCAGUCGAUAGAAAGUGGUUCUGGGAGCUGGGAGGAUAUGAUGCAGGCCUGGAAAUAUGGGGUGGAGAACAGUAUGAAAUAUCAUUUAAGGUAUGGAUGUGUGGGGGUCGUAUGGAAGAUAUUCCUUGUUCCCGUGUUGGUCAUAUCUACAGAAAAUAUGUUCCUUACAAGGUUCCUUCAGGAGUCAGCUUGGCAAGAAACCUGAAGCGUGUUGCUGAGGUGUGGAUGGAUGAAUAUGCAGAGUACAUUUACCAGAGGAGACCUGAAUAUCGGCAUCUGUCUGCAGGAGAUGUGACUGCUCAGAAAGAACUUCGCAGUAAUCUCAACUGCAAAAGCUUCAAAUGGUUUAUGAGUGAAGUUGCUUGGGACUUGCAAAAGUUCUAUCCACCAGUGGAGCCUCCAGCAGCUGCCUGGGGAGAGGUCCGUAAUGUAGGAACUGGCCUCUGUGCAGACACCAAACAUGGAGCCCUUGGUUCCCCACUACGGGUUGAAGCCUGUGUGAAAGGCAGAGGAGAAGCUGCCUGGAACAGUGUGCAGGUGUUCACAUUUAGCUGGCGAGAGGACAUCCGUCCAGGAGACCCCCAGCACACAAAGAAAUUCUGUUUUGAUGCUGUUUCCCACAACAGCCCAGUGACUCUCUAUGACUGUCAUGGAAUGAAGGGGAACCAGCUAUGGAAAUACAGGAAAGACAAGACUCUUUACCACCCAGUAAGUGGCAGCUGUAUGGACUGUAGUGAGAGUGACCGAAAAAUCUUCAUGAGCACGUGCAAUCCUUCCUCUCCAACACAGCAGUGGAUAUUUGAACACACAAAUUCAACAGUCUUGGAAAACUUUAACAAGAAUCUUGACCUUUAAAGACUAUAUCUAUAUGUAUAUAUUACAGCUAUAAUUUUUACAGGGGAGAUGACAAAUUUUUUAAAAGAAUAAUUUUUUAAAACAAUAAAAGGGAAAAUCUCAGGAGAGGGUGUGACUAUCAGGCCAGUCUUUACUUUGAUGAUGCUGCAUCCCAUUAACAAGAUAUCUAGAAAUCUAUAUUGCUAUAAUUACAUCACAGAUUGAAACCUAGUUCUCUAAUGCAGGACCGCAUCCUUUCAUAAUCUUCUAGUUUUUCAGCUAUUAAGGUCACAUCUAAGCCAGCGUAUUUUUCAUAAGGUUAAUGUGCAACUGUCAUGAAUUCUGCACCACAUUGUCUCAAAGCCAAACCCAUAGAUCCAUACAGCAGCCAAGGAUAAGUGUUAUGAUAAUGCAUAUCUCCAGUCUAGAUGGUUUAAGAGCGGUAUUAGCACUGGCUUUUUACACUGACCCUUAGUUUUGGUGGCAUGAAGUUGUUCAUUGCACCAGAGCUCCUGAAUAGAGCCGAUCCCUACCAAGAGAGAGGUUUGCCGUUGGUGGACUACAAACCCCAUGGGGAUUAGCUGCAUAAGGAACUUCCAAUUGCAGCCAAUCCCUGUCAAAAGCUGAAUGCAAACCCCUUUCAUUAGGCAUCUUCCUUUGCAGCCUGGCAAUGUUAGGUUAUUAGCAGGUAGGUGGCCCGACCCAACAGUCAAAGUAGUCUACCUGGGAGGGAAGGGGAACUCAGGAUCCCACCCACCAGACAGAUCCUCUGCCAGACCCCUGAGUUAGGCAAAUCAGCUGAGUCAUGGAUAAUUUACUUGUUCAUGGACAUAUGACUUUAACUCAAAAGACUCAGUUAUACAAACAGAACUAGGGCUAAAAUUCUAAGAUCACUCCAUGAAAUUUAAUUCCCCAGUAACAUGGGUGAGACCUUCUUCCAAAUCAGUAUGUUUUAAGAUUGCAGUGAAAUUCUUACUUAGUGACCUACCUGUUAAACCAAUUUAUAACAUCCAGCCACACCUGGGACUGCAUGCAGAACAUUAUCCUACAAUAAAAUGACAACUGCAGUGCUCUACAAAAGUAAAGGAUUCAUACAGUGCAGCAUCUUUCACACUUUAGGCCUCCCUGUAUCUCAUUCCAAAUGACUUAAAUGAUCAUCUUUAAAAUCUUCAUUGAAAAUAACUGUUUUUCAUAUUCACGAAUUUGAAUUUACAAACUCCCCAGUUCUGUGUUAGCUGCAGUUUUACCCAGCAUAUCCCAUUGUCCAAUAUUUUUAGGUUAGUGAAUUGGGCAAAUGGAUCACUAGCCAAAACCAAACUGAUUGCCUUUUUCCCAGUUUGAUGUUAAUUCCUUAUUUCUCAUUGAUGACUUUCCCCCUCCACCUGCAUAUUUUAGGUAUUUAAAGUUGCAGACUUCUGUCCCCUUGAGAAUAAAUCAACCUCAAUGGGGCUUCCUUCUCAGGAGACGUGUUGGGAUAAUAUUUUACAGCACAAUUCUGUUGGCUUCAGUUAGACUUUGAUAUCAUUAGUUUUUCUUGACGUAGUUAAACCUGCAUUUUUGUUCAACUCAGGCUAAGAUCUGUUUUUAAAUUUCACUAGUGAUAGAUGCUUUCCCGUGGCGAUUUUUGGAGGAUUGCUUUUAAUGCCUUCCCAUGUGUUAGCAGGUGCUAAUUUGCCUCUUCCAGUUCUACCUCACUAGUCUGUCACUGGUUAUCAAAACAAUGUCUCAUGGUACACUCAGAAGAUCAAUUCAUACUUAGAUUUAUUUAUUUUGUUCAGUUAAGGGAAAUAAUCCACAAGCAGGGAUUUCCUGUUAAGGACACCCAUAUGAAAGAAAAAAGCUGUUCUGGGUGUGAAGGCUUCCUUGUGCAUAUAUAGACUGCUGAUCAUGACCUCUUUCCUUUAUUUCUUCCAACUCUAAUUUCUUUUCCCUCAAUUCUGAUCCCAUGCUAGCUGAAUUUUCUGCUCCUACUUUGUUCGUCAUCCUUACGUUUUUCAUCAAAAGUAAUAUGUGUCAAAGAAUUUAGCAAGCUAGUACACCUUCAAUUAAGAACUAGUGCUGUUUGCAGUGGGCUACUAACCAGAUGGCAAAGUAACUGGAAUUUAAAAAUCUAAAAGGCCAUUAAUUCAUAUUUCAUAUUCCCCAUUUAGCUGCAGAAUCACAUACCCUUCUACUUACUUCCCAUGAUAUUUUUGUUCCCUGCAUUGUUUUCUCUGCAAUAAGCAGAGAAAUGCUUAGUGCAGUGGGCCUAGAGCAGGCAUCCCCAAACUUUGGCCCUCCAGAUGUUUUGGACUACAAUUCCCAUCUUCCCCAACCACUGGUCCUGUUAGCUAGGGAUCAUGGGAGUUGUAGGCCAAAACAUCUGGAGGGCCGCAGUUUGGGGAUGCCUGGCCUAGAGAUAUGGCUAAAAGUGAAGGCCAUUGUCUACGCAGGGUGAAAAUGUAAUUAAGCUGAAUAGUCAAUACAUAGGUUGAGUUUGAAAUAGUGUAAUGUUUUAGUGUUCAUGCAGUAGUAAUCUUUACAACAGUCCUGCAAAGUGGACCAGUAUUCGUGCAAGGCUGUCUAACAAGUUCAUGACUGAGGUGAGACUUUAAUUUAGGGAGUUUUUAUCUUGCAAUCUCAGACACUUUACUAUGUUGCUCCAGGAAAAUUUAUGUGAUUGUUACUAACCUGCUGAAACCAAACACAAAAAGCCAGAUGUUACAAUAUUCUUAAGAGCUUCCUCUCUGCAGCAAUAUAAAUAUUUGUCAAGUUACAAAAUAUCUUAAACAUAUAAUUUAACUCUGGCUGAGUGGCUAUCUCUGCACAUAAGUAAUGCAUUCGACCCUGGAAGGCCAAGGCAAUGGUUUGAAAGCAUUGUUAGCAGGCCACCUGCUGGUUGAGAAAUGAAAAUGCAUUUUACUACUUUUAUCUGUAAUUAAUCUGCUUUACAGUGGUACCUCAGUUUAUGAACACAAUUGGUUCCGGAAGUCUGUUCAUAAACUGAAGCGUUCAUAAACUGAAGCGAACUUUCCCAUUGAAAGCAAUAGAAAGUGAAUUAAUCCGUUCCAGAUGGGUCCGCGGCGUUCGUAAACUGAAAAUUCGUAAACCGAGUUUCCACUGUAUUUAUAUUCAUAAUAUCUACAGCAUGAGUCAGAUUUCAAUGCAUGAAAUCUUAACAAAACUGAAAAUACUUUGCUCUUGAAUAUUUUAGGAUGUGGAGCUAAGAUUCUUGGUCACACUUCAGUCACUUGACCUCAACUUCCUUGUGCUAAGCAAAAAAAAAAGUUCAGUUGUGGACACUGAGGCUUUUAGAGGAAAGCAGUGUGCACAGUAUUAACAUGCACAUUGCCUUCCGUGUUUUGUUCAUACUUUUGAUUUCAGCAUAAUUGCUGCUUGAGAAGCACCUCCACAGGAUGGAUCAAUGAGAGUGUAGUGGGGGGGGGGUGACGGUGGGUAGGUUGAGCAAGCAGUUAGUGUGAAGUGGCUCCCUACGUGGUUGUAGUGAUUUCAGCAUGGCAUCUCAAUUCAAAAAUCUGAAUGUUUUCAAUGGUUUGGUUGAAAUGUGUGGAUUGAAAUGUGUCUGCUGCUAGCAGUGAUAUUAUCUGAAUCCUUCAAAGCCAUCUAAAUUUCUUGGCUGCAGGAAAUAACCCCAUCUGGUUUAGAAACUUCUUGCAUUCAAACAUACACCUUUUGUGGUCUUUAUUAAUGUUAUCAAAAUCAAAUUUAACAGCAUCAUUAAAAUAAAGAAGUGCCUUUUUAAAUGCAAAUGUUCAGCAAGUACCUAAACUUGAACAAUUUCCUAGUGCCUUGGACUGGAGUGGGAUGUGGGACGUAAAAGAGUACCGUACAAUGUGCAAUCAGUGAUGUUUUAGGAAGAUUUUUAUGUUUAAAUAUCCAAUUUCAAGUUCAUAUUGUAGAAUGGAAAGUUUAUGGUCUUGGUUUAGAAAACCAGUUGCUAAGUUUCAUUACUCAAAACAAAAAUGGUGUAAAGGACAUGAACGAGCAUCCCUAUAUACCCAUGAUGGCUAAUUCUGACAGUUUCGUAAGUGGCUCCUGAUCCCAAAUGUUGGCAUACAAGCAUACAAGGUUCACCAUGCAGUGUCUUCCACCAAUAGUCUGCAACACAUACCAAAAUAAAUCAACAGGGUAGCUUCCAUAAAAUGUAUGGGUCACUCAUUAGAAAUAUUUGUCAAUAUCUAGUCCAGGCUUCCUCAACCUCGGCCCUACAGAUGUUUUGAGACUACAAUUUCCAUCAUCCCUGACCACUGAUCCUGCUAGCUAGGAAUCCUGGGAGUUGUAGGCCAAAAACAUCUGGAGGGCCGAGGUUGAGGAAGCCUGAUCUAGUCAGUAUCAUAACAGAGAAGCAGUAAAGCAACUUGUUUCCACCCUUAAAUACCUUUUUCACAAUGGUAUCUGUUUCACUCAACUGAGCAAACACCUAAAAGCGUUUGACCCAAAAGCCUCUAUACAGCAUAUCCCAAGCAGUUGAAAGGUUAGCUAUCAGGACAAUGUGUGAGUACAGUGUUCCUGUAGGCCAUAGUGGUGUGACACAAGUGGCUUUAUCAUUACAAGGAUUAGUGGGCUAUAUAAAAAUACAUAUUUUCACCAUCAAACAGCCUCGGUCCUGUAUACCUGAAGGAGUGUCUCCACCCCCAUCGUCCAGCCCAAACCCUGAGGUCCAGCACCGAGUGCCUUCUGGCAAUUCCCUUACAGGGAAAUAGGCAGAGGGCCUUCUUGGUAGUGGUGCCUGCCCUGUGGAACGCCCUCCCAGCAGAUGUCAAGGCAAUAAGCAACUACUGUAUAUUCCUGCGUAUAAGACUACUUUUUAACCCAGGAAAAUCUCAAAAGUCGGGGUCGUCUUAUACGCCGGGUCGUAUUUCUUAUACGGCGAGUUUAUCCCAAAACACUAUAUUUUAGCUGGAAAAGUUGGGGGUCGUCUUAUACGCCCAGUCGUCUUAUAUGCCAGAAUAUACGGUAUUUUACUUUUAAAAGACAACUGAAGGCGGCCCUGUUUAGGGAAGUUUUUAAUGUUUGAUGCUAUAUUGUUUUUGAUAUUCGGUUGGAAGCCGCCCAGAGUAGCUGGGGAAACCCAGCCAGAUGGGUGGGGUAUAAAUAAUAAAUUAUUACUAUUAUUAUCAAAACAAUACUGCUAUUUGAUUAGGUUUUUGCUCUGAAGCUGUGAUGUAAAAAAAAAAAAGAUCAUAUCUGAAAAGAACAGAAGACUUACAGUAGUUUGCUUUAUGUUUCAUAGAAAUACUCACAAUACUAACAUGGAUAUAACCACCCCUGGUUUAAGACAGUCUAAACUAGUGUAAGCAGUCUGAUUAGCUUCUUAAUAUACUGUAAUAUCAAAACUAGCUGAAUUCCUACCAAUUUCAACAGGACUUGCUGCUUAGCAUGUACAGAAAUGCUCAAAGGCCUUGCUGCAGAGUCCUUCUGGGCGCUCUAUCAAAUAUGAAGAAGAGUUCUAGAAGGUUCCUUAACUUGCUAUAAACAUUGAGGCAUUUUCCACCAAUUUUAUUUCAUUGGAAAGUGUUAGGAAGAUACUAACAGCAUAGAGAUGUCUUCUCAACUUUGUGAAUUUGCUUCUGUUUUGUGGGUAACCAUGUCCAAAAUUAGAUGUGAUGGCAGCAAACAAAUGGGGGAGUCUUAAGAACAAAAAGUGUACCUGUGAGAGCCUGUGGAAAGAGUUUGUGUGCAGAGAGAACGAGAAAGCGCUGAACCUUCCCCACACCUGCCACUCACCUUCCUGUGCCCCAUUCAUCACCGGUUCUUUGUUUCCCAGCCAGGCUCAUUUCUUAUAUCAGAGCCUAGAUGAGCAAAAAGUGACACGAGGGGGACAGCCCACAAGGAGAUGCUCUGAAGACAGGGUGAGUGGUUAGGGUUUAGAACUUCUUCCCAAAUAAACCUUUUAAAUUAUAUCUGAUACAAAUUGCUUUAUUUGUGAUGGGAGGUAGAGAAGUGGAGCUGCAAAUACUCACAUGUAGUUUGGAUUUAGAUUUUUCUAGGGUCUCAGUGUUAUAAACUCUAUAUGAUUUCUAAGAUGUCACAUGUAAUCAUAUAUGGAACAAGAUGACAAUUUAGAUAAAAAUUCAUUACCCAUUAAUAAAAGGCUUUUUGACCUGCAUUCUGUUCAGGACCAUCCUAAUGCUUCUGUAGUCACCCAGAGAUUUCCAGUUUCAAUUUGAUUAGGCUAGCACCAUGCAAGCACACUCCAUUGUUGCAAAUAGGUAGGAGCUUUUUAUCCCAAAUAAAAUUAUAUUAACUAAGUUAAUGACAUUGCAUUGUAUAAUCAAGCUAACUGGCUUAGGUUGCAUUCUUAACACCACUUACCUGGGAGUAAGCCCAUUGACUUCAGUAAGCCUUACUUCUGAGAAGAAAUUGUAAGGAUUAUGUUGGAAAACACCAUCUCUCUUCCAACAAUAGUAUCAAGUGGCCAACUAUGUUUUGAGAUAAUGCUAUAUACAGGGACUCUUUGUUUCAACAUUGUAAUGCAUGCUUAACAGAUUGUUUGAAAUUGGAUGUUGUAGCAUAAACCAGUGUAUUUAUUUUGUGCAUCUCAGGACACUGUCCUAUUGUGUUGGGGGAAGGUAAAGGAUGUCUAGCACUUUAAUUUAGAAUCUUUGAUAAAUUGGAAAUCAUUUGGGUGUAAGGUAUAGUGUUUCUAAGAGAUGAAUGGACUUUCUUUUAUAAUAUAUUUAAAAUAAAUUUGUAUUGUGUCUUUUUCUGAAGA